Molecule: messenger RNA, 1911 nt
Organism: Empidonax traillii (willow flycatcher)
Lineage: Eukaryota; Metazoa; Chordata; Aves; Passeriformes; Tyrannidae
Gene: FSTL3
Product: follistatin like 3
Exons: 5
Coding region: 22-762 (246 amino acids)
Biological process (GO): negative regulation of activin receptor signaling pathway; multicellular organism development; regulation of BMP signaling pathway
Molecular function (GO): protein binding; activin binding
Source: RefSeq, a predicted model, not a curated record
CCGUCCCCGCCCGGCCCGGCCAUGCCGCUGCGGCUGGCGCUCUGCCUGCUGGCGCUCUGCAGCCCCGCCGCCGCGCACGGUGGUAUCUGCUGGUUGCAGCAGGGGAAAGAGGCCAAGUGCACCAUGAUCCUGAAGACAGGUGUGACAUGGGAGGAAUGCUGUGCCAAUGGCAAUGUGGACGUGGCCUGGUCUAACUACACCUACCCAGGCAACAAGAUCAGCCUGCUGGGCUUCCUGGGGCUGGUGACAUGCCACCCCUGCAAAGAGAGCUGUGAGGGGGUGGUGUGCGGCCCUGACAAGGUCUGCAAGAUGAAACACGGGCGUCCCCAGUGUGCCUGUGCCCCAGACUGCUCCAGCCUGCCCCGCAAGCUGCAGGUCUGCGGUUCUGAUGGCUACACCUACCGGGACGAGUGCGACCUGCUGACAGCCAAGUGCAGAGACCACCCUGACCUCGAAGUGAUGUACCAGGGCAAAUGCAAAAAGUCCUGCUCCAGCGUGGUGUGCCCUGGCACCCACACCUGCGUGGUGGACCAGACGGGCAGUGCCCACUGCGUGAUGUGCCGGACAGCUCCCUGCCCCGAGCCCACCAGCCUGGACCACGCCCUGUGUGGCAACAACAACGUCACCUACCCCUCGGCGUGCCACCUGCGGCGGGCCACCUGCCACCGCGGCCGCUCCAUCGGCGUGCGCCACUACGGGAGCUGCUCAGCUGCGGCCAAAUUCUCCGCAGAGACGGACAGCGUGGAAGAAAACUACGUGUGAAUCCUCCCUGGGCCGAGCCGGAGCCGGGAGACAGGGGCAUUAUGUGUAUAUUGUACAAACCAUAUACCUGAUAUUUAUUAAGAUAAAAAGAUCCUUAUUUAUCCCUGUGUAUGUUAUGCAGUCGCAGGGGGCUCGAUUCCCAUCCUGCCAGCCGGGGAGCAGGGGUGGGGGCUCACGGCCAGAGAGAUGCUGAGUUGCCCUGGGAUGCUUCGGUGCCCACCUAGUGCCCGGCAGAGCUGUUCUCUGACCAGUACCCUUCCUUGCUGCCAGUGUGGUGUGGAGGGGUGUCCGUGGGCCCCCCCCAUGUGUCCUUGGCCGGCAGCCCUGGGCCUAUUUAUUUUUGGAUUAAUUCUCAGUACUCUGCUGACGUUUCUGGCUGGGACCUCGAAGUCUAGAGGGAAUCUGUGCUUUUGCCUUCCCUGAGGGGCUCAGCCCCAGCUGCCAGCAGCAGGAAAGGCAGUGCAUGCUGCAUCAGUUUGGAGAGAGAUAGAUAUAUAUUUUUAUAUAUAUUAAAAAAAAUAUAUGUAUGUUAUUGUCUCCUAAAGUUUCAGCAUGUGUGUGUUCAAACAGAUUUCAGUUUAGGUCUUCCCAGCCCAUUCAGACCAGGCUCUCACCGUCUUCGGAGGUGAUGCCGGUGCCCUGACAGCUGGUGCAGUGGCAGCCCUAUCUGGGGGGCAAGGCCAUUCUCCCUGGACCACUGAGCCCCCACCCAGAGCCCAUCACCCAGAGCAGCUGCCCCCAGCCCUCUUCAUCCCUCCCUGCCAGAACAGCUUCAGAUGAAGCCCAGGCUGCAGGGAGAGAUGGCCCUGCCCACCCCUCCAAGGACCCCCCCACCGCAGCUGCAGGGCCCUGUACCCCCUGCUCUGCCCACACCUGUAUUUAUUUUUAUUCCUUCUCGCCUUUCUUCUGUUGUCACCUGUGUAAAUACCAGCUCAGCUCUGACACCAAAAAGCUCUUGACUUUAUAUAAAUAUAAUUUUAUAUAUAUAUAUUACAUAUAAAAAUACCUUAUCUUCUUCUUUUGUAUGAGUGGAUUCUGACCCUCAAGGCAGACGCUUUGGGAACACCCACAUUCUCUGCUCUGUAUUGUUGGGGCAUUUUAUGGCUGUGUUAGAGUUGGAUUAUAAUUAUAAACCAGAUUAAAUGGUGC